This is a messenger RNA of Ramularia collo-cygni, 1542 nucleotides long. RefSeq lists its product as uncharacterized. Bases 1 to 1542 code for a protein of 513 amino acids. The transcript is spliced from 5 exons. The record is from RefSeq and is a predicted model, not a curated record. NCBI's taxonomy places the organism in Eukaryota, Fungi, Ascomycota, Dothideomycetes, Mycosphaerellales, Mycosphaerellaceae.
AUGAAGCUCUCUCUGGGUCUGCUGGUCUCCUCACUCGUGUUGUCGGUAGCUGGCCUUACCGACUUGGAACCACGCCAGUUUUCUAAUUCAUCGGUGCUGUUGGCAGUGCCAGACUGUGCUGCUCGUUGCAGCCAGCUGGUGGCCAAAAACUUCCUAUGCGACCCUGCAACGCAAAAAUGCAUUUGCGACCAACCGCAGCUCGAGGCGUCGCUACAGGCUUGUUUCAUAGCCAUUUGCCCACCUGUGGAGAUGUACAUGUCACAAGCCGUCUUUGCUGGAGUUUGCCAGCGACCCGUGCGCGACAGAUCUGUGGUCACCGGGGCCACUACSUACACCCUGUAUGGCAUUGCUGCGAUGUUCACGAUCGCUCGUUUCUUGUCGCGUAACUCAUUGUUUGGAGGAGCAGGAUACAGCUGGGAUGAUCACACCGCUUUCAUUUGUUUCGCAGCAAGUACUGCCAUCCUCGGUAUGCUGGUGAAGGUCCAGGAGAAUGGGUUCGGUCGCGACCUGUACACUCUGCCGGAUCCCAAUAUCCUCGAAAACUUCCUCUUCUGGUUCUACUGUGUCCAACCACUUUACAUUGUUGUAACUUUCAUCAGCAAGGUAUCCAUGGUGUUGCUCUACCUUCGGACUUGGCCAUCAACGCUCCGCUCAUCCUUUGGCAUGAUUUGCUGGAGCGCCAUCGGUCUGCUGCUCACAACAUUCAUUGCAUCUGUCUUUGUGACGAUCUUUCAAUGCACUCCGAUCUCAUACAACUGGCACGAUAUUGGGAACUCUACGUCACACUGCACCGAUCGCGUUACGCAGGUGUAUGCCACGGCAUCGAUUAACAUCUUCUACGACAUCAUGGUGCUGUCCAUCCCACUUGCGAAACUCAUGGAUCUUGACAUCACCUUCCGUCAAAAGGCUGGCAUCAUGUUUGUCUUCUUGGUCGGUAUCGUCGUCACUGUAUGCAGUAUCGUGCGACUCCGCUAUCUCUCGGUCUUCGGCGCAUCUCUCAACUUUACCUACGACUACUCCUUCCUCGGACUCUGGAGUAUCGUAGAAGUCUACACUUGCAUCAUUUGUGUCUGCAUGCCUGCUGCUACAGGUUUCUUCCGAAGAAUUCACGACUGGGCAGCUGGACCCGACGCCGACGACGACGAGCACGAUCUCACCGAGAGCUUUGACAUGGAAGGCCAUGGCCAUGCGGAGAUGGCCCACGAACUCGAAGACGGCUCCAAAUUCAGCUCCUUCGCAAAGGGUCAUGCAGAUUUGGAAAAGGCAAACUUCAAGGGCGCGAGCGCCAACCGGAAAUCCGUCACAUCGCCAGCGCCUCUACUGAGCCUUGAGAGGAACUGUGCGCGAUCUGACACAGCCCACAGCCGGAUCCCGGAGCUUCGAUACCGGGAUGAUGAGAACAGUAUCUUCUUGGAAGUCACGCACGAACCCAACAGCAACGAGCCUGUACGGGCGAAGCUUUCCUACGUUGACCGGCAGGAGACGCUUCACACGAUUGAAAUCGAGGGGAAGCAUCCAGAUGCCGUGAUUGACCAGUAUUGA